Grus americana (Whooping crane) is the source of this 5202-nucleotide messenger RNA. It is a transcript of the gene ACAP3, whose product is annotated as ArfGAP with coiled-coil, ankyrin repeat and PH domains 3. The record is from RefSeq and is a predicted model, not a curated record. Gene Ontology annotation, cellular component: cytoplasm. The transcript is spliced from 25 exons. Lineage: Eukaryota; Metazoa; Chordata; Aves; Gruiformes; Gruidae. Gene Ontology annotation, molecular function: GTPase activator activity; protein binding. The coding region runs from base 217 to 2742 and encodes 841 amino acids.
CCCUCCGCUUCUGCCCAGGGCGGCCCGGCGCUGGGCCCGGACCAGCUCGGCCCUUGGCGGGGCGGCGGCAGCGGCGGCGUCGGGCUCGCUCAUCCCCGGCGAGGCGGCGGGCGCGUGUGCGGCGGGCGCGGGGGGCGGGCGCUCGCCCGCGCGUCCUUGGCUGCCGGCGGGCGAUGCGCUUCCUCCGCUGAGCGAGCCGCGGGCUGAGCCGGCAGGAUGACGGUGGAGUUCGAGGAGUGCAUCAAGGACUCGCCCCGGUUCCGGGCAACCAUUGAUGAAGUGGAAACAGAUGUGGUGGAGAUAGAGGCAAAGCUUGACAAGCUGGUAAAGCUAUGCAGUGGGAUGAUUGAAGCGGGCAAAGCCUACAUCACCACGAACAAGCACUUUGUCAGCGGAGUCCGGGACUUGUCGCAACAGUGCAAGAAGGAUGAAAUGAUUUCGGAGUGCCUCGACAAAUUUGGAGACAGUCUGCAGGAAAUGAUUAACUAUCACAUGAUCCUGUUUGAUCAGGCUCAGAGGUCAGUCCGGCAGCAGCUGCACAAUUUUGUGAAAGAUGAUGUCCGGAAGUUCAAGGAAACCAAGAAGCAGUUUGACAAGGUGCGAGAGGACAUGGAGAUUUCUCUGGUGAAGAAUGCCCAGGCACCUCGGCACAAGCCCCAUGAAGUGGAGGAGGCAACAGGCACCUUGACCAUAACCAGAAAGUGUUUCCGGCAUCUGGCCCUAGACUACGUGUUGCAGAUCAAUGUCCUGCAGGCCAAGAAGAAGUUUGAAAUACUGGAUGCGAUGCUGUCCUUCAUGCAUGCCCAGUACACCUUUUUCCAGCAGGGCUACAGUCUUCUCCAUGAACUGGACCCCUACAUGAAGAAACUAGCCACAGAGCUGGACCAGCUGGUGAUUGAUUCUGCAGUGGAGAAGAGGGAGAUGGAGCACAAGCAUGCACUGAUACAGCAGAGGACCCUCCUGCAGGACUUCUCCUACGAUGACUCAAAGGUGGAGUUUAAUGUUGAUGCCCCAAAUGGAGUGGUGAUGGAAGGCUACCUCUUCAAGAGAGCUAGCAAUGCUUUCAAAACGUGGAAUCGGAGGUGGUUCUCCAUACAGAACAGUCAGCUGGUGUACCAGAAAAAGCUAAAGGAUGUCCUCACGGUAGUGGUGGAAGACCUGCGGCUCUGUACUGUCAAGCCGUGUGAAGACAUAGAGAGGAGGUUUUGCUUUGAGGUCGUCUCGCCUACCAAGAGCUGCAUGCUGCAGGCUGACUCGGAGAAGCUGCGUCAGGCCUGGAUUCAGGCUGUUCAAGCUAGCAUUGCUUCUGCAUACCGUGAGAGUCCCGAUAGCUACUAUAUUGAAAGACUGGAUCGGACUGCUUCCCCGUCUACUAGCAGCAUUGAUUCUGCUACCGACUCCCGGGAGCGCAAUGUGAAGGGCGAGUCCAUCUUGCAGAGAGUGCAGAGCAUCCCUGGGAAUGACCAGUGCUGUGACUGUGGUCAGCCAGAUCCUCGCUGGGCCAGUAUCAACCUGGGCAUUCUGCUGUGCAUUGAGUGCUCUGGUAUCCACAGGAGCCUGGGUGUUCACUGUUCCAAAGUCCGAUCUCUCACACUGGACUCCUGGGAGCCGGAGUUACUGAAACUGAUGUGCGAGCUGGGGAACAGUACCAUGAAUCAGAUUUAUGAGGCACAGUGUGAAGAGCUGGGACUUAAGAAACCAACAGCAGGGAGCUCCAGGCAGGACAAGGAAGCCUGGAUCAAGGUGAAGUACGUGGAGAAGAAAUUCCUUAAGAAGCUGGCAAAUGGCGAGACUUUAACAGAGAAUGAGCGGAAACCUCGACGCUGGUGUGUGAAGAAGUGCCAGAGACACAACAGCGCCACGAAAGCACCCACGGCUCGUAGAAAGUACCGCCACGAAGCGGGCAACGCAUCACCAGCCAUGUUGUCAUCAGCAGCUACCCUGGAGAGGAAGUUCCGUCGAGAUUCCCUCUUCUGCCCUGAUGAGCUGGACUCUCUCUUCUCCUACUUUGACACUGGUGCUGGCUCCGGCCCACGCAGUCUGAGCAGUGACAGCGGGCUUGGAGGAAGCACAGAUGGCAGCACCGAUAUCCUGGUGUUUGGCUCUGUGGUGGACAGCGUGACAGAGGAAGAAUGCGAGGUGUCAGAGGAGUCAAGCGGUGAAGCAGAGAUUGAACAGGAGGCAUCAGAUUUGGAGGACCUGAGGGAGCUGCAUCCUGGCUUGUUGAUCUACAAGGCAGCGCAAGCCCGAAACCUGCCUCUCAUGGCAGAAGCACUGGCACAUGGUGCUGAGAUCAACUGGGUGAAUGACGAAGAUGAAAACAAAACUCCUCUGAUUCAAGCUGUGAUGGGGGGUUCCUUGAUAGCCUGUGAAUUCCUGCUGCAGAAUGGGGCAGAUGUUAACCAAAGAGAUAUCCGAGGCCGGGCUCCCUUGCAUCAUGCCACGUACCUAGGCCAUACUGGUCAGGUCUGCUUGUUCCUCAAGCGAGGGGCAAAUCAGCAUGCGGUGGAUGGCGACGGGCAGGACCCGCUCAGUAUUGCUGUCCAGGCAGCCAAUGCAGACAUAGUUACCUUGCUGCGUCUGGCUCGAAUGAACGAGGAGAUGCGAGAAGCAGAGGGCCCCUUUGGACAACCAGGAGAUGCUACCUACCUGGACAUCUUCCGGGAGUUCUCUCACAUGGCUUCGAACAACCCUGAGAAACUCAAAAGGAGGAGCCUACAUUUCAGCCACUCCUGCAGAUAGCUCCCUCCCUCCCUCCCGCUGCCAAGACCUUCUGCUGGACGCUCAAGCUCUGAGCUACCCGAGCUCCAGCAGCGCAGAUCAGCAGAAACGCCUGAGCAGGUGUAACAGGCAAGCUGAGCUCAGCUGCUGAAGGAAGACGUUCUCUGGUCAGACACGCUUCUCCUGGAAACCUGUGUUUUCCCUGAUGCCUGCUUUUGUGCCCUGCCCAGGAAGAUGGCAGAUGUUCUGGGGGUAAUUCCAGAAUGGGUAUGCAUUCAGACUGCAGGCUUCGGUCCCGUGCCUUGCAGUACCUGAACGCAGUUUAAAAUGAGCUAAGCUGGUCUUUUAAUUCUCAAUGCCCUUUCUACAUUGCUGUUUCUGGGGAAAAAAAUAAAUCUCCCCUUUCUGGGUGCGUGCAAACGCUAGCAUUGAUGACACUGCACCAGUGCCCACCCUUAAAAUGAAGGACAGGUAAGUGGUCCUGACCAUGGAGUAUGCCGGGAGGAGACCAAGUCCGAAGCGUUCCCAUCCUCCUGAAGGAGAAAGGCCACCCAGGACACAGCACCAGCCCACCACUAAGCCACAGGGGUCCCAGUCCCACCCAGUCCACUGCAAAACCAUCAGCCAGACGCUUCAUUUUGCUGCGUAACUCACCUCUUAAGAUACCUCCGCCACUGAGUGCUUUGAGAUGUUUGGUUUCACAUGGACCGGGAAAUAUCACACCGAUUCCGUGGAGACUUUACAAGCAAUACUGAAAAUAGAAUCUUGCUGUUUCCCUCAGGGGCUCUCUAUCUCCUGCUAGUUGUGCAUCUCACUGCUAGGAGAGUUGUACUCUUCUGUAAGGCACGGCUUUCAGUAUUAUUUUUGUCAUUUUUAUUAUUGCUGUGUCAUAGUUAACAAAAAUAAUAAAAGGUUAUGUGUGGACUAUACAGGUAUAGGCACCAUGACAUAAUAAAGUGCAUUGUCAGAAUGAUAUAUAUAAACUAUGACAUGCUGAAAUGUAAUAUAUCUUAUGGCAAAAGAAAUGUAUUUUUUUGAAAAGCUGGGAGUGAAGAAAGUCUCUCAUGCAAACAGUAUCUAUGAGCUGAGAAUAAAGACAGGAUUUUUUUUUUUAAAUUCACACACAUUUCCUCCUUCUUUCUGAUUCUAGAUCUUUACAAGCCAGUGAAGCACUUUAGUAUGAGAAGGUUUAAAAUAUGAAAUUUAUCUGGCACAGGUGUAUGGCUUGAAGAGGAAGCUAACUGAACUUUACUCCAAAGAGACACAGGAUUCUAACUCUCUCGGCAGCCCUUCUGUUUUAUCUGAUUAAGACAUGCUCUGAUUUCCUUAAUGCUAUUAACGAAACACAUUAGCAAUGUGGCAGCUUAAUAAACAUCUCAGCCCUUCUGACAAGAUGUUUCUCCUAAGAGGCAAGCCCCCGAACACCUCCCUAACCGGACAAGCAGCUGUCACAGACGCCGGGACCCCAGGAGAGAUGCAACUCGGUGAGCAUGGAGCUGCACGGUGGGAUGCGCACCCAGUGACAGGGCUGGGGUCCCCCGCCCUCGGCUGGGCAGCGGUUCGGGGUGAUGGGCUUGCAGGAGAGCAGCUGCUUCUUGGACCGCUGGCAGCCUUCUGGUCACGUUUGCAGAAGAGCUUGCCGUGCAGCUUGCAGCAGGAAAGGGACCUGAAACGACUUGCUGUGUUUCCUGCUGCUCGGCUUUAAUUUCUACGAGAGCGACGGCUGUCACGGCAGCUUUCCAUCAGAGCAGAACAAUAGCCUGGCAGCCAGAGCAGAGAGCCGGGACUCGGCAUUUAUACCUUCCUACAGCAUCGCUGCGUGACUCUAACAGUGUGUCCCAUUUGUACAUCAAUUUUUGCUCCACGCGGGAAACGUGCAGCUCAGAUGUAAGGAGCUCCAAAGAGGACAGAUAUUUCAGUGAUGGUAUCACAAGCACUAAGGUAUGACCCUAAUGAAGAAUUGGUACGGCUGAUUUCUCAACUACAGCAGACUACGGGAAUGUUCUGUAAUAAAGAGGCAGCUCCUAAGCUGAAAAUUAGUCCCCACCCUCAGAGAAGAUUGCUCUAAGCUACCUUCAAACUGGACACCUAUUACUUAUGCUUCCACUAGCUGAGGAACCAUUACUUUAUUCUACUAAAGGUGGCACCAGCAGGCGUGAAGCGAAUUCUCCCCACAUCCCUCUCCCGUAGCGAACCCCGCACCCUUUUGCUCUCCCAGUCUUAUGUCCCCGUAGCACCGAUAGCCAUUCCCUGCCCACUCAUCCCCUGCUGCCAAGGCAUCUCCCUCCUGGCUUGCAACACCCCUUGCUCUUCUGGGUCUGCACGUGCAUACACCGAAGCACACACCCCUGCUAACAGAUCCCCGUCCUGUAUUGCCACAUCCCCCUUGUUCCAAAUCUGACCACGGGACAAGACAUUGCCACUUGAUCCUCGGCCCUGCACUCCUCUUCCCAAAACUGGCUCCUCCUGGAAAUCAUCUUA